Molecule: messenger RNA, 2392 nt
Organism: Physella acuta
Lineage: Eukaryota; Metazoa; Mollusca; Gastropoda; Physidae
Product: general transcription factor 3C polypeptide 5
Biological process (GO): transcription initiation at RNA polymerase III promoter
Cellular component (GO): transcription factor TFIIIC complex
Molecular function (GO): RNA polymerase III type 2 promoter sequence-specific DNA binding; RNA polymerase III type 1 promoter sequence-specific DNA binding
Source: RefSeq, a predicted model, not a curated record
GGCUACUCUCACUAAAAAAAAGUCCACUAGUCUAACUAUACUACUACUACUAUACUUCACUAAAUAAAUAGCUAUAUUAUUAAACUUAGGCCUAGGUUUACUUGUAAUAUGUCUUUUCUUCUCUAGUUCAUCAUGGAUAUGUCACCUUCAACAAGCUCAUCAUCCAGAAGAGGAAGUACCAGAAAUGCUGGAAAAGAGGACAGCAUCAUUGAUGACUUGGAUGAAACAACAGAGAUUGAAUCUGAGGCAGGAGAUGAUGAAGAAAGAGAUGAGUUUGAAGAAGGGGACGGUGCACAGAUGGAUGGGGAUGUUGAUGGAGAACUAGAUGCAGCAGAUGAUACAGAGGAUGGAGUCAAGAAGGGAGGUGGCAAAAAGUCUGAAGACGUGUUUGAGGAUUUUGAGUUUGUCCCUAGAGAUUCAGAAGUGGCUAGUAGCUUAUCUGAGGAAGUUACUAUAGAUGCCGGUGGAUGGGGUGAUGGUGAUAAAGUAUGCUCGGCCGUUAUUAAAAAAGAUCGUAAAUUUGUUUGUAUUGACUACCCAGGGGUCAUCAGAAAUGUGGACAAAGCUGUAGCCACACUGGGAGGUCUACAAGAUCUAACCGAGGCCUUGUCCCAGAACCAUCGUUUAAAUUUAGUGUUUCGGCCCAAUGAUCCCUACUGUAAGGGCGCCAUGUCCACGCUCAACCUGGCCAAAAAUCUUCUUGUCAAGCUGCGAAGGAGACGCAAGCAUCCUGCAGCAAUGGAAACUGGUUCUGCGGAUGAAUAUGAAUAUCAGGUGGAAGUGAUUGGAAUCGUCGAGAAAGUUCACGUUUUUGAAAAGAUGUGUGAUUUCCAGUACCUGCCUGUGAUAAAACACCCUGACGGUCAGUACAAAGAGAUUUUGUCCAGCAUUCGACCGACCAUUGAGGAUGAAAGAGAUGAGUACUUGUCCAGAAAUAUUCCACUCUUCCUGCCCCCAUACUGUUUUUCCAGGAGAGAGAAGCCCUGUGGUUUCUUCUUUGAAUCUGAACCUUUUCAAGAGGGUGACACAAGUUUUGUACAAGACAGUUUUUGUGCUGGCAUUUCAGACAGAAAGAAACGUUUCCAUGGUGUUGUCCAUGUCUCCCACCACAACCCCACAGUCCCUCUGGUACCUGACCCAGAUGCCUUCCAAAACCUCUCCAAGCUGCCAGUUAGUAAUGUUGAGGAUGGAAGGAAAAGCCUAGACAAGAUCUUUGAGGAGCGGCCAUUAUGGACCAAGGCUGGCAUUCUCUCUCGGCUUGACCCCUACCACCACAGAUACAUCAAGUUCCUGCUGCCUGUGGUCGCCUUCUACUUUGAUACUGGUCCCUGGCGCAACCUGUGGUGCAAGUUUGGGUACGACCCAAGAAAAAACCCAGAAUCCAAAAAGUAUCAGACAUUAGAUUUCAGGUUAAGAUCAGUUGCAAGCAGAAAUCAAGUAGAUUCCAAGAGAGGGUUUGAAAGAUACUCACACCCACAACUAAAGAUUCGCAAGAACACAUUGCUCCAUGGCAUAGAGGAAGAUGAAGAAGAAAUAGAGAAGAAAGAAGAAAAUAAAAAUUUGGACCUGAACUACGUCUUCAGUCCUGCGCACCGGCCACCAUACAGACAGAUGAGAUACCAGGUGUGUGAUGUCAUGCUGGAUGAUGUACAGAAGAAGCUGCAUGAAAACGAUGGCCAGGAAUCUGUGUGUACAGAAAGAGAUGGCUGGUGUGUGGCAGACUUCACUGACGUAUGCAGGGAUAUAAUGCACGGCGCCUGUGAGAAACUCUUUAAAUAAGAUAUCCUGAGCUGCAGGGAUAUAAUGCAUGGUGCCUGUGAGAAUAUCUUGACGUCUGCAGGGAUAUAAUGCAUGGUGCCUGUGAGAAUAUUCUGACAACUGCAGGGAUAUAAUGCACGGCGCCUGUGAGAAAUUCUUUAAAUAAGAUAUCCUGAUGUCUGCAGGAAUAUAAUAAAAGGCGCCUGUGAGAAACUCUUUAAAUAAGAUAUCCUGAGAUCUGCAGGGAUAUAAUGCACGGCGCCUGUGAGAAACUCUUUAAAUAAGAUAUCCUGAGACAUCCGCAGGAAUAUAAUGCACGGCGCCUGUGAGAAACUCUUUUAAUAAGAUAUCCUGAGACGUCUGCAGGGAUAUAAUGCACGGCGCCUGUGAGAAUAUUCUGACAACUGCAGGAAUAUAAUGCAUGGUGAGAAACUCUUUAAAUAAGAUAUUCUUGAGUUGAAUCAAGCGUUGAAUCUGUAGCUAAGAUUGCCUGGCUGGAUGCUAGCAAACACAAUCAUGUCAACAAAUUACUUGUGAGAAAUAAUUACAGUUUUGUAACUAGGUUUAAUGAUCUAAAAUUGUUUAUGGUAAAUGGCAUUUAUUUAACUAGGUACAAAAUUCAAUGUUAGAAUUU